UUCCACCUCUUUUCUGAAAGCCAACUUCUCCCAACUCCUCUUCUCUCUCUCUCUCUCUCGCGCGCAGCUCCCUCUCUGCUCUCUUUCACAAUUCUCUCUUCCCCGCUUUCUCUCUCCAUCGACCACCACCACUCUCUUUCUCUCUGUGUCACGAAAACCUAAGAAGCCCUCUCUCUUUCUCUCUCUGCAAUCGAUGUUAGGGUUUGUUGAGGGGGUUCUUGAAGGUGAAAGAGAGGGUUUCUUUGUUAAAUGCUCUCUCCCUUGAACAAUCUGUCAGUUCCCUCUCUUUUCAUGUCUUCAAUCGACGUCUUUCUCUUCUCCUCCGCUCCUUCAGGGCCUCAAAAAACCCUAAUUCUUGGUUUCGGUUCCGACUUAUUUCACAUACUUCCUCCUUAUUCUCAAUCUCUCACAGACAAAAUUCGUGCUUUUCUUUAGGUGUUUUUGGGAUUUCCAAUUCGGUUCUAUGCGCAAAAGGAGUGAUUCUAAGGUUGGCUAUCCAACAUUGGGUGCAUUUGCAGAGUUCGUCUCUGAAUUUGACAUGCCUAGUGGUUCAAGUUCAAAGAACAAAGAUGCAAGUGUUCUUGAGACUGGAGCCACUCCAGGUGUAAAAAUUGAUAUGGAGGCAAAAAUUGCAAGCUUUGAAGUGCCUGCAUUGGGAGUCAAUUCACAACUGCAAUUGGGUGCAAUGAACACAAUUGGGAUACACAACUAUCACAAUGCUGCAGUGGCUGCUCUGUCUGUUGUUGGACUGAAUGUUGGACUUGAUAUUGAAGACAUUCGUCCAAGUAUUGAAAAAUUAAGGGCACCACCUCAUCGUAUGCAAAUUGUAUGCAAGGAUAUCCAUGGAGUAACUUGGGUUGAUGACAGUAAGGCAACAAAUGUUGAAGCAACAUACGCAGGACUAAUGGGUCUAAAGAGACAAAAGUCUCUGAUUCUACUCGGGGGCCUUGCAAAGGGCACCCUGAAAAGUGGAAAGCCAGUUGCUGUGAAGACACUUUCUGCUCGGUCGAAGCAGGGGAGUCUCUGAAUUCUUAAAUGAGAUUAUUGCUAUAUCAAAUGUCAGGCAUCCAAACCUUGUUGAGUUGAUUGGGUGUUGUGUUCAAGGAGCUAAUUCUGGCCUUAUAUUUUGUAUCAGACAGACCAUGUAAUUAUUUAGUCCUCGUUGAAUGAAAUUGAGCACAAUUAUUUAGUUCCCCAUUGUUGAGGAAAAAUUACUAUAAAAUCUUUAUGUUUUGGUGUAGGGGUGUAAGAAUGCGAUUCCAGAGCGUCUUGUUCUUUUUUAAAGAGAUCACGUUAUAUACA
This is a messenger RNA of Prunus avium (sweet cherry), 1302 nucleotides long. RefSeq lists its product as uncharacterized. Gene Ontology annotation, molecular function: ATP binding; UDP-N-acetylmuramoylalanine-D-glutamate ligase activity. Lineage: Eukaryota; Viridiplantae; Streptophyta; Magnoliopsida; Rosales; Rosaceae. Gene Ontology annotation, biological process: biosynthetic process; regulation of cell shape; cell division. Gene Ontology annotation, cellular component: cytoplasm. The record is from RefSeq and is a predicted model, not a curated record.